Messenger RNA from Drosophila eugracilis, 1090 nucleotides. It is a transcript of the gene Der-1, whose product is annotated as derlin-1. The coding region runs from base 114 to 851 and encodes 245 amino acids. The transcript has 4 exons. Gene Ontology annotation, biological process: endoplasmic reticulum unfolded protein response. Gene Ontology annotation, cellular component: Hrd1p ubiquitin ligase ERAD-L complex; endoplasmic reticulum membrane. The record is from RefSeq and is a predicted model, not a curated record. Gene Ontology annotation, molecular function: misfolded protein binding; ubiquitin-specific protease binding. NCBI's taxonomy places the organism in Eukaryota, Metazoa, Arthropoda, Insecta, Diptera, Drosophilidae.
GCAUCUCUUGAUAUCGAUUAAAGACACGUAAAGGCAACAAAAAUACGGAAUCACUCCCGGAGUAAACUAUCAAAUUUAUGAAUUAAAUUCAAAUAAAUAUAAAACCAGAAACAAUGGACGCUGGCGUGUGGUACCGCUCGCUGCCCCGAUUCACCAGAUACUGGUUGACGGCCACCGUGGUGUUGAGUAUGCUGUGCCGCUUUGAUGUUAUACCCCUAUAUUGGUUGCAUCUGGACCGAUCGGCGGUCUUUGGCAAGUUGCAGCUAUGGCGCUGUGUGACGUCACUGUUUGUGUUCCCAAUCUCUUCAAAUACGGCCUUCCACUUCCUAAUCAACUGUUUCUUCAUCGUGCAAUACAGCUCAAAACUGGAGAAAGAUCAGUACAGCCGAAGUCCAGCGGACUAUCUAUACCUCUUGAUCGUAUCGGCUGUGCUAGCCAACAUUGGAGGAAUGAUCUUUAAUGUUUACUUCCUAAUGGACAUGCUUGUCCUGGCAAUUACCUAUAUUUGGUGUCAACUGAACAAAGAUGUCACUGUGAGCUUUUGGUUUGGUACCAGAUUCAAGGCUAUGUACCUACCCUGGGUUCUGGCCGCCUUUGAGUUCAUUUUCCAUUUCUCUCUAGCCUCGCUGGUGGGAAUCUUUGUCGGUCAUGUCUACUACUUCUUUAAGUUCCAGUACUCCCAGGACCUGGGUGGCGUUGCCCUGCUGGAAACCCCUCAGUUUCUGAAGCGCCUUGUUCCGGAUAUUUCCGGUGGAUUUGGUGGCUUUGGAGUCCCACCUGAAAGCAGAGCACCACCACGACAGGCUGCUGAAAGUCCUUGGGGCCGGGGCAUGACCUUGGGUCGGAACUAGACCCUUAACUGAUCCUCGAAACUAGUCUAAUUCCCUUUUUACAGUUUGGAUUUCUAUUUUUCUUAACCAAACUCUUAUACAAGAAAUCAUAUAUUUUUCAAACUAUUUUUCAAUUACCACUCGAUUCUCUGGCAACAGCAAUAAGUUAACAAGUUAAGUGGCAGGAUUGCAUUGUGCAUUAAUGAAAUUAUAUUGAUAUAUGUUUGUACAUAUAUAACCAUUAAAAAAGACAAAACUAA